UGGGGAUAAUUUAAUUACAAUUAUUAAACACACAAAUGGGCUUAAGAAGAGAAUUAGGUGUUUGACCCAAAAUAUUUAGAAUAAAUUCUUUGCCAAAAGUCUUCAUAUUUUAUUUUAUUUUCCGUCUUUAGAGAAAAAAACAGAGUUGUGCUGUUAAACGAAAAAAUGUCCUCCAGCGGCGGCGUCACGGUGGCGGACGGUGGUCCGCAGAUGUACUUCUGCCAUCAAUGCGAGCGCACCGCCACAAUUGCCCCCUCCCCGGGCGGCGAAAUCCUUUGCCCCUCUUGUAACUCCGGUUUCGUCGAAGAAUUCCAAAACCCUAGCCCUGAUCCUAGAAUACCCGACCCUUUCUACCUCCUCCUCUCCCAAUUCCUCCCCCCCGCCUCCGCAAACCUCAACCCUAACCCUACGCGGAGGACGGCGCCGACCGGGGUGUCUGCGCACGGAGCCGACGCUUUCGACCCGAUGUCGUACUUUAUGAACUUUCUAGCCAACAGCCGCGCCAGCGGAAUUGACUACCAGUUUGUGAUCGAGGACAACCCGUCGGAUUCCGGUUUUGCUCUGCCGGCGAAUAUUGGCGACUAUUUUGUGGGGCCCGGAUACGAGCAGUUGAUUCAGCAGUUGGCUGAUAAUGAUCCGAAUCGGUACGGUACACCUCCUGCUGCCAAGUCUGCCGUCGAGGCGCUGCCGAGCAUUACCGUUGACGAGGCUUUGAUGAAAUCCGACUGG
Molecule: messenger RNA, 729 nt
Organism: Erythranthe guttata (spotted monkey flower)
Lineage: Eukaryota; Viridiplantae; Streptophyta; Magnoliopsida; Lamiales; Phrymaceae
Source: RefSeq, a predicted model, not a curated record